This is a messenger RNA of Penicillium taxi, 591 nucleotides long. Its product is annotated as putative RAS small monomeric GTPase. Bases 1 to 591 code for a protein of 196 amino acids. Gene Ontology annotation, cellular component: plasma membrane. The transcript has 2 exons. NCBI's taxonomy places the organism in Eukaryota, Fungi, Ascomycota, Eurotiomycetes, Eurotiales, Aspergillaceae. Gene Ontology annotation, molecular function: GTPase activity; GDP binding; GTP binding. The record is from RefSeq and is a predicted model, not a curated record. Gene Ontology annotation, biological process: Ras protein signal transduction.
AUGACCGAUAUCUCAAUCACAAUAUGUGGCGACGGUGGAUGUGAGGACUCUUACUCCGCGACCCGAACCGUUGACGGUCUCCCCUAUUUCCUUUCUAUUACCGAUACUGCUGGUCAGGAGGAAUAUCGCGGUCUAUGGACCAAAUCAACUCUCCAGUCCGAUGCGUUCUUGCUCAUUUACGAUAUGACCAACCCCAAAAGCCUCGAUACGCUCAACCCGUUCAUGGAGUUGAUUCACACGGAGGCUGAACAGCGGAUUGAGAGCAACCAGCGCAUUCGAAAGGAACUCGGUGAUGAAUGUGUCGGGGUGGAGAUGGGCAUGCCACCCCCCGUCAUCAUCGUUGCCGGGAACAAAUGUGACUUGAAGAAUGAGCGUGUGGUGACUUCGCGUGAUGGACUGGAAUAUGCCCGUAAGAACAAUUGUGGAUUCCUGGAAACAAGUGCACGGGAGAUGGUCAAUAUUGAGGAAACCUUUGCCUGUGGGUUAUAUCCCCUCCUCUCUCUCUCUCUCUCUCUUCUUAGUCUUGUUCUGGCUUAUGUGGAUGAAAAGAAGGAAGAAAAACAAGACUCAGGAUCUGGGCUAAUGGGCUAA